AUGAAACUACCCCCUUCUUCGUUACCAAAUUCGGCUCGUACCCACUCGUCCUCGGAAUCCCCUGGCUUCAAUUGCACGACGCAACAUUACGGUUUAGGGACAACAGCAUACUGUUCGACUCCGAAUACUGCAAACGCAAAUGCAACUCUUCCCCGAUACCCGUUCCCAUUAGAGGGGUUGCACCACCGCCCCGUUUUCACCUCUACAACUAUUGAGGAAAUAGAUCAAGCAACGGGCAAGGCCCCUAAGCAAGACUGGAGGAACCGGGUCCCAACCCGGUAUAAGAAAUUUUAUAAAAUGAUGGACGAAGAAUUCGCUAACGAGAUGCCGCCUCGCCGCCCCUAUGAUCAUAAGAUACCGCUCAAGGAAGGGAAAGAGCCCCCUUUUGGGCCACUUUAUGGUAUGUCCCGCGAGGAACUCAUCGUGCUGAAACAAUACAUACAGGAAAACCUUCAAAAGGGGUUCAUUCAGGCCAGCUCUUCGCCUGCCGGUGCCCCUGUCCUAUUUGUUAAAAAGGCCGAUGGAACACUCCGCCUUUGUGUCGACUAUCGUGGCCUCAACGAACUUACUGUCAAAAACCGCUACCCGCUACCACUCAUCCGGGAAACUCUCGACCGCCUUUCCAAAGCCAAGUGGUACACCAAGCUUGACCUUCGUCAAGGGUACAAUCAGAUCCGAAUGGCUGAGGGUGAAGAAUGGAAAACAGCCUUCCGAACGCGUUACGGACAUUUCGAAUACACCGUAAUGCCCUUCGGCCUUACCAAUGCACCAGCCACCUUUCAACAUUUCAUUAAUGAUUGCGUCCGUGAUUACCUUGAUAUGUUCUGCACAGCCUACCUUGACGAUAUCCUUAUUUACAGCGACACCUUCGAGGAACAUCAAGUACACGUCGAAAAGGUCCUGGAAGCCCUACAAAGAAAUGGAGUACUGCUGAGACCGGAGAAAUGCGAAUUUCAUACACAAAGUACCACCUAUUUCGGCCUGAUUAUCGAACCCAAUGGUAUCAAAAUGGACCCAAGGAAAGUGGAGACGGUGAAGAAUUGGACCGUCCCCAAAACAGUUAAGGAUGUACAAGCAUUCCUAGGUUUUGCUAACUUUUACCGCCGAUUCAUACGCGAAUUCUCGGAACUGGCUUCUCCUCUUACCAGGCUGACACGUAAGGACAUAUCAUUUGGAUGGACAUCCGAAGCCCAAACCGCCUUCAACGCCCUGAAAGAAGCCUUUACCACGGCGCCCAUUCUUACUCAUUUCGACCCGGAGAAGGAAAUUACUGUGGAAACCGACGCAUCUGACUAUGUCUCUGCCGGUGUACUCUCCCAAUACGAUGACGAUGACAAGGAAUUACUGGCAAUCAUUCGGUCUUUUGAGGAGUGGCGACCGGAACUUGAAGGGGCUGCACACCCAAUCGCCGUCAUAUCCGAUCAUAAGAAUCUCGAAUACUUUAUGAGUACCAAACAACUCAACCGGAGACAAGCACGGUGGGCAGAAUACCUGUCACGGUUUAAUUUUGUUAUCAAAUACCGACCAGGGAAACAAGGAGGGAAACCGGACGCGUUGACAAGAAGAUCAGGAGAUCUCCCCGGAGAGGGGGAUGAAAGACAAUUGCAUCAGAGUCAAGUUGUGUUGAAGAAGGAGAAUCUCGAUGCAAAGCUAAGUUUGUUGGCGGGUUCUUUCUCAAAUGAGCCCGCUGAAAAGAACGCCUCACUGCAGGAAUUAUUCGAUGAAGGAUAUAGCGCUGACCCGUUUCCCCAAAAGAUACUGGAUAUGCGGAAUAAAGGCGACCGACAAUCAAAGGACAUAUCACUUGCCGAAUGCGCCGAGGUUGAAGGCCGAUUGCUUUACCGAGACAGCAUAUAUGUCCCUGAUUACGACCCUCUUAAGCUUCGAAUCCUCCAACUUUACCAUGACGCUGCCUCUGCUGGACACCCGGGAUGCGAAAAAACAUUUGAACUCAUCAGUCGGGACUACUACUGGCCCCUCAUGCGAAAUUAUAUUGCCCACUACGUUCGGAACUGCCACACCUGUCAACGAAGCAAACCCAACACCCAUGGAAAACUCGGCGUACUUCGACCUUUACCGAUUCCCGAACAACCAUGGCAGGAGGUAUCGAUGGACUUCGUUACUGGCCUACCGGAAAGUGAAGGGUACGAUGCAAUUAUGGUAGUGGUUGACCGGCUAACAAAGAUGCGACACCUCCUGCCCUGCAAUACCACUGUCAACUCCGAAGACGUCGCCCGACUAUACCUGCGAAACAUAUGGAAGCUCCACGGGCUACCCACACACGUCACCUCCGACCGCGGUACGCAAUUUACAGCUAAGUUUUGGAAGGCUCUUUGUAAACACCUCAAUAUCGAGGCAAGGAUGUCCACCGCCUUCCAUCCGGAGACCGACGGCCAAACCGAAAGGCUGAAUGCUGUGAUGGAGCAAUAUCUACGUGGGUAUGUCUCUUAUCAACAGGACGAUUGGGUAAAAUGGCUUCCUAUGGCAGAAUUCUCCGUCAACAAUCAGGUCUCCGCAUCCACUAAAGCUACACCAUUCUUCGCGAACUAUGGGUUCCACCCCCGGUUUACAGUGACGAUCAAAUCGCUUGACAGGACCCCACCGAGUCUCAAUACGAAGGACUUCGCCUCGAAGAUGAGAGAACUCCAUGAGCACCUACGUUCCAAUAUCCGCACAGCGCAGGAUCAACAAGAGCAGGCCGUCAAUACUAAACGAACGCCGGCCCCGUGGUACGAUGUCGGCGAUAUGGUGUUUGUUUCAGCAAAAAACAUCCGAACCACGCGUAACUCCCGGAAGCUGGACUGGAAGAAACUGGGACCGUUCCCCGUUAAGGAAAUUAUAUCGCCAUAUGCGUACCGAGUCGACCUGCCUAGAAGUAUGAAGGUGCACCCCGUCUUCCAUGUAUCAUUGUUGGACCCCGCUGCGAAUGAUCCUGUUCUAGGGCAAAUUCAACCACCACCCCCGCCCAUUAUCGUCGAACAAGAGGAGGAGUAUGCAGUUGAGGAAAUCUUGGACUCGCGAGAAUUACGGAACACUGGCCUGCAAUACUUUGUUAAAUGGACGGGCUAUACCGACCCUACCUCGGAACCCGCCGCAUACCACGAUAAUACCGCCGCCGUUGAUAUCUUCCAUAUACGCUACCCCGACAAACCUGGACCAUUGGAAGGAAAGAGUAAGAUCAAGGCUCGCAGGAGCUCGCGCUUGAAGGGAGGGGCUACUUUCAUGGAUCAACUAGUGGAGGUACGGGGUUAUGAAGAGUCGGAUUAG
This is a messenger RNA of Morchella sextelata, 3267 nucleotides long. RefSeq lists its product as uncharacterized. The transcript is spliced from 3 exons. NCBI's taxonomy places the organism in Eukaryota, Fungi, Ascomycota, Pezizomycetes, Pezizales, Morchellaceae. Gene Ontology annotation, biological process: DNA integration. Gene Ontology annotation, molecular function: nucleic acid binding. The record is from RefSeq and is a predicted model, not a curated record. Bases 1 to 3267 code for a protein of 1088 amino acids.